GGAGGACGAGCCGAGCAGGGCCUGCUGCCGGGCAGCUGCCACCCAGGACGGGUGCGAUGAGUUCCCCUGCCGCAAAGCCGAUACUUUAUAGCUAUUUUCGAAGUUCCUGCUCUUGGAGAGUGAGAAUCGCACUGGCUCUGAAAAGGAUUGCCUAUGACCAGGUGCCAGUGAACCUCCUUAAGGACGGGGGGCAGCAGUUUUCUGCUGAAUUCAAGGCAUUGAACCCAAUGCAGCAAGUCCCAGCCUUGAAAAUUGAUGGCAUCACCCUUUCUCAGUCGCUAGCUAUAAUUCAUUACCUAGAAGACACCCGGCCUAACCCCAGGCUCCUGCCCCAAGAUGCAAAGAAGAGAGCCCAAGUCAGAAUGAUCUCAGAUCACAUUGUCUCCGGCAUUCAGCCACUCCAGAACCUCAGUAUCCUGCAACAAAUAGGGGAGAAAAAAAUGGAAUGGGCUCAGCGCUACAUCACAUCUGGCUUCCAAGCACUGGAGCAGAUUCUGCAGCACACUGCUGGGCGCUACUGUGUGGGGGAUGAGGUAUCCAUGGCUGACUUGUGCUUGGUGCCGCAAGUUUUCAAUGCUGAAAGAUACAAGGUGGACCUGGCUCCAUAUCCCACAAUAACCAGAAUCAACAAAGCUCUCCUGGAGCUAGAGGCAUUCAAAGUAAGCCACCCAUCCCGGCAGCCAGAUACCCCUGCAGAACUGCGAGCUUAAAGCCCUUUUACCCAUUAAAUCAAGUUGGCUGGAGUGGCAAAGAGGACAACAGCUAAAGGUUGGGUAGGA
Struthio camelus australis is the source of this 779-nucleotide messenger RNA. It is a transcript of the gene GSTZ1, whose product is annotated as glutathione S-transferase zeta 1. Lineage: Eukaryota; Metazoa; Chordata; Aves; Struthioniformes; Struthionidae. Gene Ontology annotation, cellular component: mitochondrion; cytoplasm. Gene Ontology annotation, biological process: glutathione metabolic process; L-phenylalanine catabolic process. Gene Ontology annotation, molecular function: glutathione transferase activity; maleylacetoacetate isomerase activity. The record is from RefSeq and is a predicted model, not a curated record.